Molecule: messenger RNA, 624 nt
Organism: Mycotypha africana
Lineage: Eukaryota; Fungi; Mucoromycota; Mucoromycetes; Mucorales; Mycotyphaceae
Exons: 2
Coding region: 1-624 (207 amino acids)
Source: RefSeq, a predicted model, not a curated record
AUGGAGGGAAGAAACGCUUGUAUACGAUAUCUCUGUUGUGCCUGCUGUCUUCCAGGGUGGGCAGCAGGUAUAAUUUGGUUUAUAAUUAUUGCGAUCAUUAUCGUCAUAAUCGUACUGGCUGCCAUAGCGGGCACAUUCAUCAUGCCCACAGUCGAUAUGGCUGGUGUUUCAUCAAAUCCGACGACAGGCUCUCAGAUAAGCUUUACAGGAGAUGGACUUAGAAUUAAUUUCGGCUUGAUUAUCAAUGUGAAUAAUCCAAAUUUGUUGAGUAUUGACCUUUCAAAUAUCAAUGCAACUGCGUUUUAUCCGACGCCGAAAGGUGGGCGUCCACAAAUUGGAGGAGGGUAUCUUGAACAGCAAGCAGUACCGAAAUACAGCCACUUUAAUUUUACGUUCCCUUUUCAUAUUGAGUACAAUCCCGAUAUCGAUCUAGAUCAAUCUAUACUGACUGACAUAGCAGAUAAAUGUGGUUUGACAGGCGGAAAGAAGCAAGAUAUUACCAUUGAUUACACUAUCCACUUGACAGCGAAAGUACUUAUGGUAAAAGUCCAUCCAACUAUAUCUUCAUCAGCAACAUUCGUGUGUCCAAUUGACGUAAGAAUUUAUCCGAUAAGCAUUGCAUAA